Molecule: messenger RNA, 987 nt
Organism: Entelurus aequoreus (snake pipefish)
Lineage: Eukaryota; Metazoa; Chordata; Actinopteri; Syngnathiformes; Syngnathidae
Product: magnesium transporter MRS2 homolog, mitochondrial-like
Biological process (GO): mitochondrial magnesium ion transmembrane transport
Cellular component (GO): mitochondrial inner membrane
Molecular function (GO): magnesium ion transmembrane transporter activity
Source: RefSeq, a predicted model, not a curated record
AACAACAAGAAGCUGCUGCAAAGAGAAGCAUUAUGGCCAGUGUCUUUUGUCCGCCAAAGAAUGACUGAAGCGCCUCUUUCCACUGUACAGCCAACUUUUGUAGUGAUGAGGUUUGACCAGAGAGGAACCGUAACAACAUUUUAGAAGAAGAAGAAUGAACUUUGCCAGGAGCUAAGUCUUCAGGCUAAGGACCUUCGUUUGCACAGUACCAGCCUUGCCACGAGAAACAACUGCAUUAUCAUCCGAAGAUUGAAAGUCAUCACAACCCCACUUUGCCUUUUGGUGUUGGAUUUUCGUGGUCUGGGUUUGUACCGCUGGCUUGUGCUGGAGCUCGCCUCACAGCUUGCUUCACAGACUCACUUGCUGCCUUUUGAGUUCAGUGCUCUGGAGGCUAUUCUGCAGCACAGGGUAAACAAUCUCCAAACCCAAUUGAACAAAGUUGAACCAGUGAUAUUGGACAUUUUGAAAUCUCUGAUGGAUCCAAAAAUCGUGUCUGCCGAUUGAAGUAAACUACACAUACUGCUGCAGAACAGUAAGAGUGUAUCCGAGGUAGAGACGGACAUUGAGGUGUUCAAGGAUUCUUUGUUGAAGAUUUUGGAUGAAGACAAAAUCAUUAAAGAACUAUGUCUUACCAAGGGGACAGACACGAGAGUUUUUGCAGAGAGCAGUUUGGGGAUUAACCAUGCAGAGGAUAUGAAACUUUUGUUGGAUAAUUACGACAUUCAGGCUGAGGAGCUGGGGAACAAGGCCAGGGUGGAGCUGAAAGGUCUGAUAAACGACUCAGAGGGUAUCAUCUUUAUCAAUCUGGACAGCCAUCGAAAUGUGAUGAGGCUUUUGACCAUGGGAACAUUCUCAAUCGGCGUGGUCUUCGGGAUGAACUUGGAUUCGUCUUUCGGAGAAGACCCUCGUGUUUUCUGGCUGGUUACAGGAUUCAUGAUUCUGGGGAGCGGCUUGAUUUGGAGGCGGCUGCUGUCCUUCCUGGGAUGA